Cricetulus griseus (Chinese hamster) is the source of this 414-nucleotide messenger RNA. The record is from RefSeq and is a predicted model, not a curated record. Lineage: Eukaryota; Metazoa; Chordata; Mammalia; Rodentia; Cricetidae.
AUGACUCAGAAGCCGCUCAGCACCACCGCCGCAGAGCGCAUGAACCUUGUGGCCCAGGACGAGAUCUGGAAAUACCGUCUGAAGGCUGAAUAUGAAGCCCAGGAAAACUGGCCGACAAAGUGGGGGUUCUUAAUAACCUCCAUGGAGAAGCUUCUGGAAGGUGAAGAAGAACCACAUACCCCAAAGCCCAAGAUCGAGCUGCCUAGCCACUUCCGUGUCCGGCCAGUGAGCCCCAUGGACAAAUACAUCAAGGUCCUUCCAUCACCUCCAGUCCCAAAGACCACCCAGGGCUUCAUCGGAUGGCGAUCUGGGGUGCCAGGCCUGAACAAGUGUUUGGAGCAUGACACAGAAAUCCGCAGCUGCAAAGGGGCGUAUGCCCGAGAGCUGCACUGGCCUGAGCAAGGCGUGCACUAA